Messenger RNA from Serpula lacrymans var. lacrymans S7.9, 2059 nucleotides. Its product is annotated as glycoside hydrolase family 16 protein. Gene Ontology annotation, molecular function: hydrolase activity, hydrolyzing O-glycosyl compounds. The transcript is spliced from 14 exons. Lineage: Eukaryota; Fungi; Basidiomycota; Agaricomycetes; Boletales; Serpulaceae. The record is from RefSeq and is a predicted model, not a curated record. Gene Ontology annotation, biological process: glucan catabolic process. The coding region runs from base 108 to 1307 and encodes 399 amino acids.
AAACGGUGACUGCCUCCGAGUUCAACGUGCUUGCCUCGCGUUCUUAAAAUCCUCUUCAUAAUCCAGCUUGCCUUAGACCUUCACGACUUCUUGACACUUUUUUUAUUAUGAAAUUAUUCGCUACUGUUUUGCUUCGCUCAUUAUUUUUCCUGCUGUCCCUCCGACGCCGUGCGGCAGCCCUGCCCGACUUCGGGGGCAGCCCCCUUGGUUUCCGAUCCGAACUAGCGUCCGAAAGAUUUCUUCCUGAGCAUGAACCACCAGGGCCUGUGCUCAGACGCGAUGGAAACAGCACGUCCUCGAAUGCGUCUGACGUGCUAUGGGUGAUAGAGGAUAAUUAUGAAGGUCAGACAUUCUUCGAUAGAUUCGACUUCUACACAGGAGCCGAUCCCACACAUGGCAUGGUUGACUUUGUAGACCAACAAACGGCAUACUCUAGCGGUCUCGCAUACGUCACAAGCAAUAACAAGGUUAUCAUGAAAGGUGAUAACACCACUACUCUUGCUAUGGGAGCCAAUCGGGGCAGCGUACGUAUAUCAAGCCAGGCAAUAUACAACACGGGACUAUUUAUCCUCGACCUAGAUAUGGCUCCGUGGGGUUGUGCUGUUUGGCCUGCUUUCUGGACUCUCGGAGGUGGUACAUGGCCUUAUAGCGGCGAGAUAGAUAUUUUAGAGGGUGUCCAUGAUAACCAAUAUAAUCAAGUUACUUGGCAUACCGCUCCAGGCUGUAUGAUGACCUCUACCGUGAACAUGACGGGAACCAUUGAUCAAAUUAAUGGCACUGACAAUCUUGACUGUAAUGCUUUGAUAAACAGCAAUUCUGGCUGUGCGGUCACAGAAUGGAGCAGGGCUUCUUAUGGCCCAUAUUUUGACUCUCAAGGCGGUGGCGUGUUCGCGAUGAAGUGGGACGAUGAUGGUAUUUCUGUUUGGUCGUUCUACCGUGCUGCCAUUCCUACGGACAUCGUGCAAGGUAAUCCCAACCCGGCUGGCUGGGGAGUACCAGUUGCCUCGCUGUCUCCCGAAGCGUGUAAUCCAACCCAAUAUUUUGUGAAUCAUUCUGUCAUCUUUGACAUCACUUUUUGUGGUGACUGGGCAGGGAAUUCUUAUACCACUUCAGGCUGCCCUGGAACAUGUGAAGAAAGGCUUGUGGAUCCAGCUAACUUUGUCAAUGCUUCAUGGAUCAUUAAUUCACUGAAAGUCUACAAAAGAGCAAGUGUGUCGGUCUCAAAUGACGCCACCCAAUAUGCGGUCCUAGGCCCCGCCCUGAUUGGUUGGAUUCUCCUUAGUAUCGUUUUGAACGUUGGACUAUGAACAUUAUACCGAAGGAUGCGCAUGCUGGAAGCGGAACAUUCAUCUUCUCCUGUAGAUUUUAUCCAACGACUGAUACGACUAAUGAUAUCACGAUACCCUACGAUACAUUUAUAUCUGAAUGGAAUGACAUUUGAACGGUUACAUAUGUUACAUAUUUAGGCAGUUAGAUGAUAUACAGAGGCCACAGUUUACAAUUUGAUCUCUCUGAAUCGCUUUUCUGCAUCCCCAGAAAGUUCUACAUCCUCUCCUGGGAUUGGUGCCUCAGCAAAACUAGCCCUCAAAGGUGUAACACAGACCCAUCCAUGCCCCAAAGCCCACCCAUCCGUUCCAACAGGUACAGACGAUAGUGAGGGCGUAAUGAGACCUUGCAUGUCAGGAGAAAACUUGAACACUAAGUUAUUUGCAGAUGCGCUAUCAGAGCUUGGCUUUAUGGCCGGUGGCUUCCCGUCCAAAGCGUCCGGCCCAGCAGAUGGAACAUCACCCGUCAGAGGUUCCGCCUCUAGUCGUGCCUCGACGGCCUUGAAUAGUCGACCAUACGAGUUACGCCAUAUGCGCGUCCAACAGAUCCUCAAUCCCUCUUCGCUGAGCAGGUUCUCAAUCAUGGGGACGUUGAUGCUAUACAGGUCAACUUCGCCAUUUCGUAGCCCUCCUGAAUCUUUUCCCCAGUUGUUCCAAAGAUGUUUGAUGAUACGACAUGAUAAGGUGUGUGCUGGAUCGAACAGAGUUUUGGGGGUUGGAUGAAGAACGGUACC